Solenopsis invicta (red fire ant) is the source of this 9467-nucleotide messenger RNA. Its product is annotated as sperm flagellar protein 2. NCBI's taxonomy places the organism in Eukaryota, Metazoa, Arthropoda, Insecta, Hymenoptera, Formicidae. The transcript is spliced from 10 exons. The coding region runs from base 1989 to 7592 and encodes 1867 amino acids. The record is from RefSeq and is a predicted model, not a curated record.
GAAACUUUUGCAGACGCAACAGUCUGCAAACGUAUAACUAGAAACUCAAUACUUAAUCUUCUUUUUAUGGCAAGUAACAAAAUUAUCACCAGGAUUCUUUUAAUUCUGAUACGAAUGAUAUCUAUAUGUAAUAUAAAUCAAUAUUUGCAUUUUGUGAAAAUAUGAAAUAUUUUACGAUUUUUUUUUUUUUUUUGCUGCUUUUUUAUUAAUGACUAUUGACCCGACUAUCUCGGAUAUCGAAUUAAUCUGAAGCAUCCUUACGUGUCGAUAGGUUGGAAAUAUUUUUAGUAACGAAAGUCAUUAUUGCAUGUCGUUAGUCUGUUGCGUAUAUGCCAAUAUGUCAAGUCGUGUCACAUCGGCCGAUAGCUCUUUUGUUGUCGUUUUGAAUUUUUCUAGGGAGAUACGUACACAAAGCCCGUCAGAAGCGUCUCUGCGAGAAAUGGGCAAACCGAAAAAAAUUUGAUUAAAAGAUUUAUUUUAGGAAACUAUAUAAAUACCUUGUUUUAUAUUUUUAUCAAUUUAUUUAAGUAAAUAAUACAUUAAAAGAGUUGUAUCUUUAUUUAGAAUUAAGAUUAAAUAUGAAAAUAUUACAAAAUGACAAAUAUUAGUAUUUAAUAGUAAAAUUAUUAAAAUUUUGUACAAAUAAAGUUGAUUAGAAAAUUAUUUUAAAAGGGGCAACUACAAUUUUUAUUAUUAAAUUUUGAUCAUAAUUUGUUCCUUAUUUAAUUAUCAGAUUAUUUAAAUAAUUGGUUAGAUAUUUCAUUUGAUUCUUUCAAUAUUUUUGUAAUAAAAUAGUUGAAAAAACAAUAUGAGUUAUUAAAAAGAAAAGAUCAUUCUAUUCUAUUUCAAUUUAUUUUAUUUAUAGGACUGAGUUUAUUUCGAUUUAUCCAUUCUUUCUCCUGGGAAGAAAACACGAAUGAGGAGCCGGACGCGCGUUCUUUUUCUUCCUACGUAAGACGAGAUGAUGCUGCACGAGAACGAUCCUCUCGCGCGUGUACUUGUCCCAUGAGAGUCUCGACUCAAGAUCUUACGUUUUUCGAUUCGCACAAGAAGAAUCGAAAUAUCCGUAUUAUUUCUUGUCGAGCUGAACCAAUGCUCAAUGCGACGCCGUUGUUAGUCUGAAGUCGAUAAUAAAGAAAAGCUGAUGAAUCACGAUUCUCUUUACCUGUACCGUCUGUACCUAUAGGCCUGUAACGUGUAUAUUCAGCGGAGUAUAAGGGAAUAAUAAAAAAAAAAGAAAAGCAGAAGCAAACAAAACAAGGAUACACACUUUUUAUAUGCAUGAUUUAUAAGUUUAAUUUUUAAUAUUAAAGGAGAUAUAUAUCACAUGUUGUAUGUGUGAAAGAAUUAUUGGUUAUUUAAAUUGAUGUUUUAAAAUAUCAAACCUGGGCUUUUCUCAUUUCUCUGUGACUAUUUCCCCACCUUUGCGGCGUAUUUUACGUUUUGUUUUUUCUCUAUCAAUAUUUUUUUUUUUAAUUUAUCUACAAACGAUCGAUACAAGGCUCAAAAAUUUCAGAUUUCGAUUAGACCAGCAAUAUAAAAUUUCACUUAUUGAAAUUUAACAAUAUAUAAAUCUGUAAUAUAAAUAAAAGCACAAUAUUUUUAGAAAUACAGAAUUAUUGGGCAUAAAUGUACAACAAAUGAAAAAGUAUUAAAUUUAUAUUUUCGAAUAUUUUGAGCAGAAAAUUGGAAAGGGUAAAUGCAUAAAAAAUACGAACGUAUUAAUUAAUAUUACAUUAUUGUUUUAUAUUAUUGUCAUUACUAUUAUUACUAUUACUAUUAUUUCAUAUUAUUCACUUUUCAUUUUUUCUGAAAAGCUCGACGUUCGACUUUCAAACGUCGGUUGUGUAUACGAUGCUAAUUUCGUACGAUCACAGUUGUCAAGUCGCGAUGUCCGGAUCACAUCGUCAACGUUGGAAACGACGCGUGUCUCGCGACUCGUCGGUCCGCGACGUUCGAAAUUUCGCGAAAUCGCCAACUUUCCGCAAAUGGCUGCGUACGAAACGUUGAAGACAUGGCUGAGUACGAGACUAGGUGCGAUUAUGGAUCUCACGCGGGAGACGUUCGGUCAUUACACGAGAGACGGCGUCCUGCUGGCUCAGAUCCUGCACAGCUACGAUAUAAUCAGCAGCAAUCAACUAAACACCAUCAUUUGUACGCGGGAUCCUGCCUUGUCGAGGGUGAACCUGAGGACCCUGCAAAUCUGGCUCAAGCUCAUUAACGUCACGCUGAGCGACAAGUGCAUCGAGGAGAUCUCUAAAGGUAAAGGUGCCGCGUCUCUCCAGCUCUUCUACAAGGUUUACUUGAGCCUCGAGGGCAAAGACCGGUUGCAUUUUAUCGUUCUUCAGAAAGAGCGAAAGAGCAUUCAGCCCAGUAGAUUCAGCGUCUCCAUAGUGAACCAUGAUUCAGUCCCUUAUCUGCCACCCGAACACGCUCUCUCGACAUCGUUAAUCGAAAGAGCCGAUACCGUUCUUUGGCACAGAAAUAAAUUUUGGGCGAUCACGGAAGCCUGCAGACAAGAACGACAGAGAUUCGAGGCUCUCAUGGAAUAUCCUGUGGUACAGCCGAUCGAGUACUUUGUUCCGGAAGAGUUGCCGGACAAGAAGCAGGAGGAGAGCGAGGAACUGGACAAAUUCACUCGCAAGCAUCCGGCCCGCAAGACGAUGAAGAGAUACAAAGUGGUUGAGUGUUGUCCCUCUAAGAGAACUUUGGACGUGUCCUACGUCGAGGAUCCUGCAGCUGCUACGGAAUAUGUCGACUUUCUAAAGAAACGCAGUGGAAAAGCGGCUAAAUCUCACGAACUAAAGCUGAAGACGCAAACAACGAUGAUGGCGGAAGCCUGGGAACGAUUGCUGAGAAAACAGGACAAAUCCUUCGACGAGGCUCUCGGUAGACAGGUGCUGGAUCAGUCACGCUAUGAGAAACAAAUGUUGAGAAAGCUGUGCGAGGUGCGAGAUUUUAGGAAUAGAAUCGUGGAGAAUCGUAGGAUAGUUGAAGGAAUGUUGCAAAUGGCUAGAGAAAGCAAACUGCGACUCAAGGAGGAUCAUCGUGAAAAAAAACUAAAGGAAGAGCAGCAAAAGGUGGAAAUGGAGGCCUGCAGAAUGCGCGAGCUUCGUCAAAGAAUUUGCGAGGAAAAGAUUCGUAGGAUGAAGGAAAAACAUGAAGCUAUCUGUUCAGAGAUUAUAAACGAUUUCGCAGACAUUGCAGUGAAAAUUUCUGAUUAUCGUCAAGGAAAUGAUAUUCAUAUCCCAAAUUCCAUUUGGAGCGAAUGGAGAACGUUGUUUCUGAAAAAUCAACCGAUAUUUGAAUUUACAAAUUACUUUGACAAUGUCGAGGAAGCAAAAAUUGUAGAAAAAAUAAAAAACAAAGAAGAGAUUAAGAUAAAUGAAGAUGACGAGGCAAGAUUAGAGAACGGUGCAAGACAGAAUAGCGGAGAAGGAUUAAUAAAUGAAGAGGGAAUAAAUGUUGGAAAAGGAUUAAAAACUGAAGAAAAGCAGAUAUUGGUUCAGCUAGAACUGAAACGUCGGCGAUCUCUGGCUGAUGCAGAUUUCGAAAGUUACCUGGAUCUGGCUUCGCCAUGGGAUCAAUUCGUACCGAAGAGAGAGAAGGAAGAUGAAGAAGUUUACAGAUUAGGCUGCGUCGUGCUUGGUUACAUCGUUCAUCGUUUGCUGGAGACGUUGUAUCCUUAUCCGGCCAAAGUAAUAAGUUGUCCGGUACCUAAAGUCAAGGUCGCGGCCAUUAUCUUGGGAGUGACAAAUGCAACCUUGCACGAACAGCUGCGAGAGUUGCUGAAGAAUGCCGGAAUUCGUUUGCUGACGAUGGAGGAUGCGAUCAAUCAUUGUCUGAAGAGUUACAAGCGGGAAAUGAUCGACGUGGAGUACAUCGAUCUGAAUAUUAUCUCGGCAAGGACGAGAGACAUCAAGAGAUUGGAAGCUAAAAACAAGACGGACGACUCUAGGAAGCGUCACCCGAAUAAGAUCGAACGGCCAGUGAAGUUUGUAACAUUCCAACAGUACGCAACUGGGGAGAAACAAACUCAAACACCUAGACAGAUACCCUAUGAUGAUGUGCACCCGAUUUUAAGCGACACCGCGUGUGUAGGCAAAUGGACUUAUGAGUUUCUUACGUUGGGUCAACCGAUCUCGAACGAGCUAAAUACGAAGAUAUUGAUUGAGUACUUAAAAGGAAUCGGAGACGUCGAGGGAUGGGCAUUAAUAAAUUAUCCUAAUACGUACGAGCAGAUGGCGAUGUUGGAAGAGGCGCUAACAGGAUGCGAGAUACCUCCCGAGCCCGUCAACCUUACUGAUGUUAACAUCGAGGACAUUGAUUCUUCCUCAUCUAAGAUCAUGUUAGAUGAUGAUGAGAUCGACAGAUUUGCGAUAUGCAGGCACGUUCGAUCAUUUCAUUUUUUCAAAUUAACUUACGAUUUUAUAAAUAAUAUUGAUUCCAAAGACACAUUUAAUAUUAAUUAUAUUACGUCAUAUGGGUUUUCUAAAAAUUACUGUAAUUUCAAUAGGCAAUCGAAGUUAUUGCCGAACCCGAUUUCCAGAGCAAAAGAUUAUAGUGCAUUCCCUACAACAUUUAUGACAAUCUAUGUUAAGGCAAUGCUGAAACCAGAAGCAAUAGACCAAGAACAGCCUUGCAUACCACUACCCGACAAUGCUACUUCGAUGGACAAAUAUUAUGCUAAUCAAAAUAUCGCAUAUGGAUUCUUUUAUAAUAUUCUCGAUCUUUCAACCUUGAAACAAUUGGCUAAACUUAUUACGGAUUUCCACGAAAAGAAAUCGUUCUCGGAACUCUUUGAAAAAGUUCUUAUUGAUCCGCAAGCGCCUAUAAUUAAACGCUUGAUAUCUAAAUCCAAGUGGAAACAAUCAGAACACGAAGAGAAGAAUGAUAUCGAAGCUGAAAGACGCGACUUACAACCUCAAACGCGGUUAGCAAAUGAUUACGCUAAACCUGGAGAAAGCAACUGGCAAUGGCUAGAUCUCUUUCAGCAUCCAGCUUUACUUGAAAUUUUGGCUACACUUUGGCAGAGCAUUGAACGGGCCUACAUUGAAAAUUUGAAAGACAUUCUCUCCUUAAAGAGAAUGCAUAUAUCAGCCGUUAUACCUUACAGAAAUCUCAUCUUUAAGAAUUUGAUGAAGUUCGUCAAUCGACCUGACAAGCGGCAAAUUUUGCUGCAAGAUUUUCAUCGUGCCUUUAAUGAAAUCGAUGAAGACCUCAGGGAAGAUUCGGACAUGAAAUGCGAGUUGCACUGCCGAGUCGAUGACUUUCGAACGGAAUUGUGGGAACUGUGUGACGCGCGAAGGCACGAGGCCGAAGAAGAGCGAAGACGCACGUUGCGCAAUCAGUGGACUUUGACGGAAGCGAUAGUCCUCGUCAAUGUGUAUAUUGAAAUUCUGCAAACCGAAAUCGACAGAUUCGUCGAUACCAUGCAGCUCCUUCAGGACUAUUACACCUCCAUGUCGCAGAAACCACUGGAGGAAUUGCAAUUCUCCAAAAUCGUUCUGGACAAUAUCGAGUUGGAGGACGUUCUUCAGGAAACCUCGUUGAUUAAAGACAAAAAACAAACGGCGUCAAAGGCGAUGAAGACUGAAUCGAUCAAAUCUUCCGCUCGAGUCCUAGAUUAUAAUCAGUUCAAGACCGAGAUCGAAACUUUGUUGAUCGACGUAUCAAAGACUUUCGAUCCUGAUCAAAGUACUGUUUAUAAUAUUAUUAAGGAUAAUGUUCGACGAGUGCGAGAAAUCGUGGAUUCCAUCUCGUCCAUGAUGCUGGAGACGUUGAAGAAGGAGGAGAAAGCCGCGAUUCCAAAAACCGAAGUUAAAGGCAAGAGAAACACUUCGCCUGAUACGACGAUCGUCAAACUAGCGAGGAGAAAUCGUGAUCUCAUCGAGGAAUGGCGGUACGCCGUUUUGUUCGAGAUCGAUCGUGUAUGUCAGAGAUUGGAUGUGCUGAACGCGGCUGCUCGAUCAGACGUGACCUUUCUUCUGGAUAUCAUGAGACAGACCUUCCAUCGCAUUCACGAUUGUAUUGUCGACAGAUACAAACGUGAAAUCGAAAGCAUCAGUGAAAUGGCGAACGUCUUUUGCUUCGCCAUCGAGGAACAGAGACCAGUUCAGCAGGAACUAAUAUUAGACGGCGAUCAAUUCGUCGUAAGAGCAAACGUCUUAAUGUUUCCCGAAGAUCAUGAACGAUUCGUCCCGAUGAAGGAAGCGUCUUCACCUCUGCGAUUCCGCAUGGUUCAGCUCGGUCGGUUGAUCGACAUUUUCCAACGAAUCGCUCCGCGUGGAAUUGUGAGCGAACGCGUCCUGAUUUACGUCCUCCAGGACCUGGUAUCCUGCGGCGAGGAGGAUUGCCGUCCGUCCUUCGUGCCGUGCGCCUGGCGACAAUUGCGACCGCCGGAUAUCGAAACGCUGAUAGAACGACUGUUCGGCACCGCCGAGCACAUUGAGUGGCGAGAAUUCGUCCUGUACGCGAUGGAUCUUCCUGUGCCGUCGCAUCAGGAUAUUUUGAAAGCGCGUGCAGCCUUCAGGAUGCAGGAUCCUGACUCGAGGGAGAUGGUCACGUGCGAGCAAUUCCAUUCGACACCUUUGUGGUUUCUCAAAGUCUCCACCGUUCGCAAGAACUCCUCGGCUGAAAAACUUGACCACGACAAUUCAGAUACGGUAGAAAACAUAAUGUUGCGUGAGGAAGCAGAAUUAGGCGAGCGUGUUUCGAGUUUGGGAAGCAAUUUUAUAGAAAGCGAGGAUGAUUCUGGCGCAAUACUGAUGCUGGCAAAGGAACUUCUCUGCCGAAUGUAUCUGGUAAAUCAAGACACGGUGCAUUAUAGCGCCAUGUUACUGGCCUUCUGCAAAGAUGAUAAUCCCAGUGAAGGCUUGGGAAAAGCGUUUAGUCUUGCCAUGGGCGCUAGAGUUUGUACUGAUGAAACAGAAGGUGAGAAAUACGUCAAAGAGCUUGUCGAACAGAAGCGCUGGUCUGAGAAGCUGAAAGUGAGCUGGGAUUAUCCUCGAGGGGAAGCCAACGAGGUCGUUCGGAAAAUUAUGAAUUAUAUAAUAAAUAAAACGGCAGAGAUGGAGAAGUCUCGCAAUCGUGACUUAGAUCCGAAACGUCAGAUGAGGAUUCAGCAGCUGAAUGGACCGGGCGAGAUUGACCCGGUUGAGCUCUUGUCACCGGAAGCGAAACAUUUACUUAUAGAAAAUCUAUCGACGGACAGUAACGAAUUCAAGCAGUCUCUCGUGUCAACCGAAGAUGCAACCCUCGAAGAUGACGAGAUGCCCCAGCAAGACGAAAGAGUGAUCUUUUGGCUGCCACGGAACGUUUGCUUGACGGUUUUGUCCACGUGUUUGCCAUGGCUUGCGUCGCAAACAGAACUUUUCCAAACCACUCUCAGCCUUCGCGACGGAAUAGCGCGCGUGUACGACGAGUUGAGGGAUGAGAAGCUGAAUGACGAGAAAGACCUCGUUUUAGCUCACCGUCUGGUGAGCCAUGCUUUCAUCUGCGAAUUACUGCAUACUUCCCAUAAAUUCACCUCGAAAAACAUGGCAGAUUUGCUCCGUAGAAUUUUGAAGGACAAAGAUAAAAGAACGACGUAAAUAAUGAUAAUGAAAAUUUGCGUUAAAUUUUUAGUGAAAAUUUUUCUCAGAAUUUUUAUACAAAUUGGGACACCGAGAAAAUCUACAUUCUUUUCCUAGAAUUUUCCAUAUGUGAAUUUUAAAAUUUCCAAGAUUUUUUUACAUUUUAUCCUAUAAAAAUAUUUUAAAUCCUUUGAGAAUUUAUAAUAUUUCAUCAGAAAUUACAGCUUGUCACCUAGGAAGAUGUAUGAAUAUUCUAAAAUAUUCUAGAUAUCGUACAACAUAUAUUCCUGCAACAUCAUGAUAUCGUACAUUAUUUACAUGAUAUUACGAUAUUCAUUUGAUAAUAUGUGCUGUUAGGAUUAAUCGUGCAUUGAAAUUAUUGUAUCGUCAUUCCUGGCUAAAGCAUUCUUCUGCUGUGCCGAAACCGAAUAUCAUAUUCGCCCGAAGUUCAUAAUUGAAGUAAAAUUGUCUCUUCUAUCGAUAAAACAUAAAAUUGUUAAAGGAAUUCAUUUCCCGCGCGCUGGAGAUAUCCUUCACUUAGCAGUACGAAAUUAGGCGCAUUAGCGUGACGUCACACGGCUGGUCAGUUGGCGUCGAGCGUCCCCCCGGAGCGGUCGGGUUGCUGAUGCUCCGCGCCCCCGCGGCUUCAUCGAAUGCUCUCGUACGGAUAAUACGGAUAAUCGUGUGCGAAUGAGCGUCAAAAGUGUCCGAAUUCCAGGGCGAGCCGUUAUUUCGAGCCAUUAAUCCUCCCGAUGCCGUCGGCCGUCGGCUGUCGGCAAGCGGACUCGUGCCCCCCGAGUGUACCACAUUCGCGUCGAUACGAUGGAAAUUUGCUUGAAACGGAUUCCGUCGCCGGCUUCCGAUACAUAUUUCACCUCUCUCGCAUAUAUAUUUCGCGUUGAUCGCUCGCGAGUGUCGUCGGCUUUGAUAAAAGUGCCAGCGGAUUACCGCAACGGACUCGUCGAGACAGUGUGAAAUUAGGUACACAAGCGUGACGUCACACGGCUGCUCAGUAGGCGUCGAGUGUUCCCCUGGAGCGGUCGAGUCGCUGAUGCUCCGCGCCCCCGCGACUUUGUUGAAUGCCCUUGGCCGGAUAUCGUAUCUGGGUGAGUGUCAGAAGUGUCCGAAUUCCACGGCGAACUAUCGUUUCGACGCAUUAAUCCGUCCGAUGCCGUCCGCCGCCGGCAAACGGACUCGUGUCCCCCGAGUGUCCACCUUCGCAUCGGCACGAUGGAAAUUUCCUUGAAAAUGGAUUCUGUUGCCGGCUUCCGAUACGUAUUUCACCUCUCUCGCAUAUAUAUUUCGCGUUGAUCGCUCGCGAGUGUCGUCGGCUUCGAUAAAAGUGCCGGCGGAUUGCCGCAACGGACUCGUCGCGACAGUGUGAAAUUAGGUACACAAGCGUGACGUCACACGGCCGGUCAGUAGGCGUCGAGCGUUCCCCUGGAGCGGUCGAGUCGCUGACGCUCUGCGCCCCCGCGACUUUGUCGAAUGCUCUUGUACGGAUUUCGUGUGCGGGUGAGUGGCAGAAGUGUCCGAAUUUCACGGCGAGCCGUUGUUUCGACGCAUUAAUCCGUCCGAUGCCGUCCGCCGUCGGCAAACGGACUCGUGUCCCCCGAGUGUCCACCUUCGCAUCGACACGAUGGAAAUUUCCUUGAAAAUGAAUUCUGUUGCCGGCUUCCGAUACGUAUUUCACCUCUCUCGCAUAUAUGUUUCGGGUUGAUCGCUCGCGAGUGUCAUUUCAAUAAAAGUGCCAGCGGAUUACCGCAACGGACUCGUCGAGACAGUGUGAAAUUAGGUACACAAGCGUGACGUCACACGGCUGCUCAGUAGGCGUCGAGUGUUCCCCUGGAGCGGUCGAGUCGCUGAUGCUCCGCGCCCCCGCGACUUUGUUGA